AUGAGCGACGACGUGUCAGGAGGCUCGGGCGCGCCGGGCCGGCAGGAAAAGGCUCGGCCGUCCUUCACCGACAUCCUGGACGCCGUUCCCCACAUCCUGCACUCCCUGCCCGCCGCGUCCUCACUGAACCUGGCUUCCACGUGCUGGGCGAGCCUGAUGGCGCUGAUGAGGCACGGAAGGCGCGGGAUCCCGGGCGAGGUCGAGUGGCGCGCUGCAGAGAGCGGCACGGCCUCCAGCGCAGACCACCGACUCGUCGUCGUGGCAGACGAGCAGCUCCUGACUCCGGUGAUUCGCAUUUCGAGGCUGCACGGAGCCCUGAUGUGCGGCAUUUCCGUCCACGUCGACGAAAGCACGCCGUACGUCGGGAAGCUCGACUUCUCCGUCGCUCGCUUUGACGUCGCGCAAGCGAACAUACUUCACGACGCCGCGACCCGCGCAAAGCUGCGAGACGACGACGUGGCGACCGAGUACGCGCGCGUGGGGGCGCUGGACCGCAUCCUCCGGCUGCCGGCGCGGCGCGGCAUGGCGCUGCACGUGCGCAGGGUCGACGUCCCGGCCCGGCUCUUGAUCGAGACGCAGGCGGGGCCCGGAGACCAGGAUUCAGUAUCUGCUUCCAUCGCGAACCGCUUGGACGUGGUGUGCGCGGUGCUCGCCGCGCCCGCCGUCUACAGACACGUCGAACACCUCGUCCUGCGUCGCAUCACCGUGGCAUCCUCGCUACUGCGCAUUCUGGCGGCGCUCCCGGAGCUGCAACACGUGUGCACCCUCGACGUCAGUGGGGGGGCCAUCGACACCGCGGCGGCGCUCGCGCUGGCCCGGCUCGUCGAGGCGUGCCCCACGCUGCGGCACCUGGACGUCUCGAGGGUGACGGGGUUCACGGAGGCCGGCAUGGCGGCGGUCGCGAAGGAGGUGUUCAGGAAAAGGAAAGACCAGAGAAUGCUGACCUUUGACUGCGGUUUUGUCGACUACAACGACUGCGUGGCCGCCGCAAUGCUGCGCUACGGGGGCGGGCGUCUCGAGCGGCUCGGCCUGGAGCGACGCCCCGGCAGCAUCGGCCCGCAGAGCGGCCUGGUGCGGAAGAUCGCAGCGAGCACGCACAGGCUGGCGGACCUGCGCCUGGGCAUCGCGUCGCACCUUCCCGAGGAUCUGCGGGCGCUGGUUGCAACGAGCACCACGCUCCGCGCGCUCGACCUCUCCGGCAGCUGCAUCCGCGACGGUUCCCUUGAGAGGUUGUGUCAGACGAUCGCCAGCACGCCGGACCUGCGGCUCGAGCGGCUGCGGCUCGACGGGCUCAAGAUGACGGACCGCGGCGGCAAGGCGGUGGCCAGGAUGCUCGCGGAGACGCCGUCCCUGCGCGCGCUCAGCCUGCGCGACAACAGGCUCCGCGACGACGCCGCGAAGCGCCUGGCGAAGGCGCUCGGCCGCAACCGCACGCUCCGGGAGCUCGACCUCUCGCUCAACGACGUCGCGGUGUCGGGCUUCAAGCGGCUGCUGAGCGCCGUCGGGAACAGCGCGGCCCUCGAGCACUUUGCGAUCGAGGGCAACAGGUUCGGCACUGACGGCGACGCGAAGCUCGGCGCGCUCGGCCCCGCGCUGCGCUCGCUGAGGCUGGGCGCGGCCGGGCCGCAGGGCUCCUCGGCGCGGCUGACGGGCUUGUAUGCGUUCGCGACGCAACUGGCGGGGAACCUCACCUUGCGCGUGCUCUCGCUUCGGGGGUUCAGAAUGGACGGCGACCGCGCGGGGAUGAUCGCGCGCGCCGUGCGCGAGAACUCCACGCUGCGGUCCCUGAGCCUUGACGAGGCAAGAUUGGGCGAUGUGUGCGGACGGGAUUUGGCAAACGAGGUCUCCCACAACCACGGUCUCCAGCACCUGUCGCUGCGCGGCAACCCCGCCGCGAACAGCGAGACCGCGGCCGCGCUGUGCCGCGCCCUCGACGGGCACCCCACGCUCGAGAGGGUCGACGUCGACGGGUGCGGGUUCGCGGGGGGCGCGUUCUGGCGCGACCGUGUUCGGCAGGCCCGCGGACCUUGCCCGCGGGUCGUCGUGAUCGGGGAGGGCAGCGAAGUGGACGAGAGCUAG
This is a messenger RNA of Pedinophyceae sp. YPF-701, 2079 nucleotides long. Lineage: Eukaryota; Viridiplantae; Chlorophyta; Pedinophyceae. The record is from the annotation of a GenBank genome assembly.